CAGAGGGGAAAACCGAUGUCAAUUGAGCUUGACUGCAACGUUUGAAAAAGGACAGAGAAAUCUCGCUUUUCCCCUCAGAUAGAUAGGACCAGCACCAUGGUAAAGCUGGUUUAUGCUGUUCUGUUUGGCUGCGUUAUGGUAGUAGGUCUGCCUCUUAAUGCUGUGUCACUGUGGAUUCUGUUGCACCGCCACAACCUCAAAUCACCCAAUGUUGUCUUCAUGGUUAACCUGGCAAUCUCAGACCUGCUGCUCGUCAUCUCCUUGCCACUGAGGGUCUACGUUUAUGCCACAGGUACGUGGCCACUGAGUACUACGGCAUGCACCUUGGUCACAAUUCUCUUCCGCAGCAACAUCCGCUCCAGCUUCAUCUUCAUCACCUUCAUCAGCGUGGACCGGCUGCUGGCUGUGGUUUAUCCCCUGAAGUCACGCCAUCUUCGAACCUCGUCCAACGCCUGGAGAGCUGUUGCGCUCAUUUGGAUGUUUAUUUUGGUGUCGAACAUCCCAGAGGGACUGGCCUCUUCAAGAAUUCCAUGCAACAACAGUGAGCCUACGUGUUUUGAAUUUUGCCGGCAUCCUCGUCGACCACCAGUUUAUUUUCAGACUGUGUUGGUGUUCGCCAUGCUGGCGGUCAAUGUUGCGUGCACUGCGCUGGUGACUUGGACUCUUCGCAGGAAUCUGAAUGAGUCUGUAAGGGUCCAUAACAAGAUCAUUCGAUUACACCUUUGAUAUGGCUUGCAAUAAUGAACUGCUGUCUGGAUCCAGUGUUGUAUUACUUUUCUUUGGGUGCCUUCUGGAAGAAAGAAGAGGAUGUAGAUCUUGCAAGAGAACAAUAGACAAAGGACAU
This is a messenger RNA of Toxotes jaculatrix (banded archerfish), 844 nucleotides long. RefSeq names its product lysophosphatidic acid receptor 6-like. The record is from RefSeq and is a predicted model, not a curated record. Gene Ontology annotation, molecular function: lysophosphatidic acid receptor activity. NCBI's taxonomy places the organism in Eukaryota, Metazoa, Chordata, Actinopteri, Toxotidae. Gene Ontology annotation, cellular component: membrane. Bases 97 to 726 code for a protein of 209 amino acids. The transcript has 2 exons. Gene Ontology annotation, biological process: positive regulation of Rho protein signal transduction; phospholipase C-activating G protein-coupled receptor signaling pathway.